AUGGAAAUUGCCUUCUUACAGACGGAAACACCCAUUAAUGCUUAUCAAACAUUCGACUGGUCCUCGAUUUGUCCAGUUUCUCACGUGGGUCGUUAUUACUGUCCUCAAAUCAGAACCUACCGACUCAUGACAGUACUUCGCCGAGUCACUCGAUGGGUGACAUCACGCGUCGUACUCCUUAUGCUCAUCAAGCAAGCGAUAGCUGUUAACUCGACUACCGAAUCGACUACCGUAAUCACUACCAGAGAACUAGCUGCUGACCACGUCUUAGAGCAAUCUGUACAACUCAAACAUGUGGAAGCGUCCGGCAGCGAUGACGUCAUCACAGGUGACAUCACGUCGUUGGCCGUCCUUUCGCAUAUGGAACCACUAAAGACUAACAUAAGGAAGAGAGCUGCUGAUUACUAUAAUGGUGUCGUUGGAGCGCAGUUCUAUGCACCGUUCAAUAUUAGUAGCCCAAGAUUUCCACCGGGUGCUGUGAUCGGUUUAAGUCGUCCUCUUCAACGUGGAAAUAGUCCACCUCAUGUGGAAUUUGUAGCGCAGUGGUAG
Messenger RNA from Necator americanus (New World hookworm), 549 nucleotides. RefSeq lists its product as uncharacterized. The transcript has 4 exons. The record is from RefSeq and is a predicted model, not a curated record. The coding region runs from base 1 to 549 and encodes 182 amino acids. Lineage: Eukaryota; Metazoa; Nematoda; Chromadorea; Rhabditida; Ancylostomatidae.